This is a messenger RNA of Chenopodium quinoa (quinoa), 1626 nucleotides long. RefSeq names its product deSI-like protein At4g17486. Bases 576 to 1217 code for a protein of 213 amino acids. The record is from RefSeq and is a predicted model, not a curated record. The transcript is spliced from 4 exons. Lineage: Eukaryota; Viridiplantae; Streptophyta; Magnoliopsida; Caryophyllales; Amaranthaceae. Gene Ontology annotation, biological process: protein deubiquitination. Gene Ontology annotation, molecular function: deubiquitinase activity.
GGGGUUUGGUCAGAGGUUACUCGGUCAGGAAUUACUUAAGGGGUUUGGUCAGGGGUUACUCGAGAGAUUACUCGGUAAGGGGUUACUUGAGUACUCGGUCAGGAGUAACUCGAGUAAUUCCGACCACACGGUGUGGCUUACACAGAAAAAUCCCCUGUUAAAAUAUAAUGACUAGUUUUGAGUGAGAUAUUAGAGAUUCAAACCUCUAUCCCUUCAAUAUUUUCGACCAAAUCCACCAACGAACAUAAUUGAAAAUCAUUCUUUUUUUGUUUUUUUUUUUGUUUUUGUUUAAAUAUUUGGUUUUCCAACCACGUUCAAAUAUUCCUAUAAAAUUUGACUGGAGGCCCCAAAAUUGCCUGUUUCUCCCUUCUUUUUCUCUCUCAUCCACACACAACAGCAGGGCUGAUCUCAGAAGCUUUGCUUUGUUACUGGGUUGCUGGGGAUUUGUCAAAAUCCUCAUCACCUGAAAACAAAGUUUUGUUCUUGAAAAGAGGGUUUCAGUAUUUUCUGAGGAUUUUUUUUUUUUAAAAAAAAAAAAAAAAAACUAAUUGGGAAAAAAGGGGGAAAUUCAAAAAAUGGGUAAUGAAGAAUCAUCAACGGCUAAAAAUGACGGAGGAAUUGAAACCCAGGUGGUAUUGAAUGUGUAUGACCUAACCCCUCUUAAUCAUUACACCUACUGCUUCGGUUUUGGGAUUUUUCAUUCCGGCAUUGAAGUCCAUGGCAUGGAGUAUGGAUUUGGGGCCCAUGAUUUUCCGGCUAGUGGGGUUUUUGAAGUAGAACCAAGGAGCUGUCCAGGUUUUAUUUACAGAUGUUCUAUCUCAUUAGGCCGGACGAGUAUGUCCCAACCAGAGUUUCAGCAUUUCGUUGAGCGAGUUGCUUCUGAGUACCAUGGAGAUACUUAUCAUCUCAUCACCAAAAAUUGUAAUCAUUUCACAGAUGACCUUUCCUUUAAAUUGACUGGCAAAAAUAUCCCUGGAUGGGUCAACCGUCUUGCCCGAACUGGUGCUGUUUGUAGCUGUCUGCUUCCCGAGAGCCUGCAAACAACAACUAUUAAACAGUCGCCCGAGUAUCAUGAUUGCAUAGAUGGAAUGGAAUCAUCCUCGGUAGACAGUCCUCGUGAGCACACUGAAAGCGAAGAUACUGAUCAAGAUAAAAUUCUGCUGCUAUCACCAAAACCUGGAUGUAAUGAUGUUGCUUUUAUCAGGGAAGCAGAAUAACAGAGGUGCAAUUUGUUAGUUUCUUAGAAGACUGCUUGCUUGAAUUUUCAAUAGACGAAGUUCUGGCUAGCAGAGAGACAUCUACUUGAGGAGCUCUCCAUUUCCGUAGUCCCCACGAAUUACCUCCAUUUUUUGUAUAUUUUGGCCUCACCUUCUUGUUGGAAUUAGUGAGUUGUAUCAUUGUGAUUGCAUUCUCAGCUCAUGUUAGUCCUUAGCCAAAAGUUAAGGUUUUGCAUAAAGUUGGUGUAAUUGUUAUUAUAUUGCCCUGAGGGCUUUCUGAACUUUUACCAAUCUGUGAUCGCAUAAUGAUGUCAACCCGUUUUUGUGUAUGAGCUUGAAUUCUUACACAAGCAAAGAGACAAUUGAACUUCGUCUUACACAAGCAAAGAGACAAAUUAUCGAUCUUGAA